This is a messenger RNA of Polychytrium aggregatum, 466 nucleotides long. RefSeq lists its product as uncharacterized. The transcript has 3 exons. The record is from RefSeq and is a predicted model, not a curated record. Bases 98 to 355 code for a protein of 85 amino acids. Lineage: Eukaryota; Fungi; Chytridiomycota; Chytridiomycetes; Polychytriales.
CAUCGGGCCCGAUCAAGCGCGAGCCAGUAAGCUUGUUCGUUCCAUCCGGUCUCUGGCCACACACGUCUUCCACAACACACCCCCGAUCGUCGUCACCAUGCGCCCUAUCGAGCGAUAUCGCAAAGCCGUCACCCUGCGGCCCCCCAAGAUCCAGGAGGCCACCCCAUGUGCCAUCGAGCUCUCGACCCUGUUCAAUUGCUGGCGAGCAACCGAGGUCGACUCGCCAAAGUGUGCGGCCUCAGCCAAGGCCCUGAUCCAGUGCAUGAUGAAACCCACUACCCGCACAGCCCAAGGAGAAAAGAUCCACGACCUCAACGCCUGGCUGCUGAAGCUGAGAAGCGGAAAACGAUUCUAAUACAACACCCAUUGCCUCGCCUUCGCCUCCAUACCGACUGCCACAGCACAAGCACGCUCGCCGUUCCUCUUUCCAUCUGCAUCUGCAUCUGCAUAUGCAUCCGUAAUCCCA